Messenger RNA from Myotis daubentonii (Daubenton's bat), 2616 nucleotides. RefSeq names its product claudin-8-like. NCBI's taxonomy places the organism in Eukaryota, Metazoa, Chordata, Mammalia, Chiroptera, Vespertilionidae. The record is from RefSeq and is a predicted model, not a curated record. Gene Ontology annotation, cellular component: bicellular tight junction; membrane. Gene Ontology annotation, molecular function: structural molecule activity.
CUUGGAAACCGGAGAAGCACAAAGCGUGUUUCUGUCCGGGUUCCAAGCGGCUCCGGCCGCCUCGCACGCGGGCUGCCUGUGCGUCCCUCAUUGGCCGAGAAAGCUGCUGCACCUGCUCUGCCAGUUCCCCCGUCACAGGGGAGGGAGGCCGGGCGGCCGGCACUGGAUCUAAUCUAAUAGCAGGAGGCAGCCAGGCAGCUCGGAGAGAGAAGCCAGGUUCUGAGCUCAUUCCUGCAGACUGUUCUCUCGGGCUCAGGCUCAGGAGCCCAGCCGGAGAGCCGCCCGGGCCGGGCGCAGACCAGGACCAGAACCAGAACCAGGACCAGGGCCAGACCAGGACCAGGACCAGGACCAGACCAGGACCAGGACCAGACCAGGACAAGGACCAGACCAGGACCAGGACCAGACCAGGACAAGGACCAGACCAGGACCAGAACCGGACCAGGACCCAGACCCGGACCAGACCCGGACCAGGACCAUGGCCAGCGCGGCGCUGCAGCUGGUGGGCCUGCUGCUGGGCGGGGCGGGCGCGCUGGGCACCCUGGCCGUGACCAUCAUGCCGCAGUGGAAGGUGUCCGCCUUCAUCGGGAGCAACAUCGUGGUCUUCGAGUCGCUGUGGGAGGGGCUGUGGAUGAGCUGCCGCAGCCACACCAACCUGCGGCUGCAGUGCAAGGUCUACGACUCGCUGCUGGCCCUGCCCGCCGACCUGCAGGCAGCCCGCGGGCUGAUGUGCGCGGCCUGCGCCCUGGCCGCCCUGGCCUCGCUGGCCGCCACGCUGGGCAUGCGCUGCACCCGGUGCGCCGGGGCUGAGGCCAAGGCCAAGGGCGCCACCCUGCUGGCCGCCGGGGUCCUGUUCAUGGUGGUGGGCGUGGCGGUGCUGGCGCCCGUGAGCUGGGUGGCCGCCUCCAUCGUCAGGGACUUCUACGACCCCACCCUGGACGACGGCCGGAAGCGCGAGCUCGGGGAGGCGCUGUACCUGGGCUGGGUGUCCGCGCUGCUGCUCGUGUCCGGGGGCGCCGUCCUGUCCUGCGCGUCCUACGUCCCCGGGGAGAGCGGGGGCCCCCGGUACCACCUGCCUGCCCACCGCGUGGCCCCCAGGAGCUGGCGCUCGGAGAGGAGGCCGGGCAGCGUGCCCUCGCGAAGCCAGUACGUGUAGGUGGGCAGGUUUUUUUUUCCCCUCUUUUUAUUUUUUAUUAUAUAGAGACCAUAAUGUUUUAUUUUUAAGUGUUUUUUCUUGAGUAUUUUCUUGAUUUCAGAGAGGAAGGGAGAGGGAGAGAGAGAUGGAAGCAUCAAUGAUGAGAGAAUCAUGGACCAGCUGCCUCCUGCACACCCUGCACUGGAGCCCGCAGCCUGGGCAUGAGCCCUGACCAGGAAUCGAACCCUGAGCUCCUGGUUCACAGGUCGACACUCGACCCCUGAGCCAUGCCGCCUGCACCGUGUGGAGGUUUUGGCUUCACCUAGCAGGUGGCCGCAAUGCCCACUGUUUCCUACAAGCGGAGCCCGCGGGCCUGGACUCGCCUUCUCACCUGGGGCGCCCCCACCCACCCGCCCGGUCGGUCGGUCGGUCGCUGAGGAUGGUUUGCGGAGCUCAGAGCGCAGCCCAGGAGACAGGCUGCCCCAGCGGGUCCGUCCGGAGGUUUGCUUCUCACCGCGGUGCCGGCCUUUCCUCCCUGACCCGAGCCGCCUCCUGCGGACUGUGAUCUGUCCCCGGGAUUCCUCAGGACGGACGGGAGGGACGUUCCUGUCUCCCAGAGACCGAGUCGGCUCCUGGGGUUCUUAUUCUAAAGGAGACGCGGGUCCACCCACGGAGCCCAGAGCCCACAGCGCCCUCGGGGGCCCGGGGUAAGAGGGCUGGAGACUGAAUACUGAGGACUGAAACGCGGCUUAGCAAGGAGUGCACCUGGGUCGUAACGGGGGUUUGAGCAAAAGGCGUUCAUCAGCGGGUGAAGGCAACGCCAUGGCUUCCGGGAGCCGUUCUCCGGCUCCGGCUGCUCUUGCCCGAGGCCUGCCUUUCCUCCCCGAUUAAAUCAACCGUUUGUCCAAGGCAGGUCUGCGCCAGGGGCUGCGUCUGCAAAGGGCUUUUCGCCAGAACUGCGCCCAGGAGGCAGCCGGGCUGAGACCGGGACGCCCUGAAGACGGCCGGGAGUGAAGUGUCUCCUUCUUAACCGCGUCCGGGCUGCUCUGGAUAGAAGUCGCGUACGGAUGUGAAUCGUGUGGUAGCUGCGUGGAUAAAGCCUUCAGGUUUUUACCAACGUACACAGGACGGAAAAGUCAAAUGCCUUGAUUUUAUUUGUUAACCAAAAACUUACCAACCAACCAACCAAAACAACCCCCAUGCAAGUUCUCUCCGAACAGGGUCUCCUCACGCUGGGCUCCUGUCACAGUCGCCAUUCCAGGUGCCAGGCACGGUCCCCACGUGACCCGUCUCCGGGUGUUUUAGGACGUUUGGAAAUGCUGUAGCUGCGUGUUUCCUCCACAUUUGAUGCAAUUGAUCAUCUCAUUCGAAAGUUUGUACCUACAUUUUCUUAGCUUACGUGACUGUGUGUCAUCUGCUUUCUGUCCUUUGUGUUAAUAAAUUUGCCUUUUAUAUAAAUUUUAUAUUUUUCCCUAUUCUCC